UCCCGGAGUCCCCGCCGUCCCACUCCCACCCAGCUUGCUCGCGGUCAGCCAGUCCAGCCAGCCCCGGCGACUCCACCACCUGCGGACCUGCCCCUCCCUGCAGUUGACCCGCGCGACGCGCUGCCCGUCACCUCAGAUGGACUACUCCAAGGAGCCGUCUCCCACGCGGGCGUGGUGGUCGAGGGACACGGUGGCCGUGGUGACGGGCGCGAACCGGGGCAUCGGCCACUCGCUGGCCGCGCGGCUCGCGGAGCACGGCCUCACCGUCGUGCUCACCGCGCGGGACGGCGAGCGCGGGGAGGCCGCCGCCGCGCCGCUCCGGGACCGCGGCCUCCCCGUCGCCUUCCGCCGCCUCGACGUCUCCGACCCCGCCUCCGUCGCCGACUUCGCCACCUGGCUCCGCGACACCGUCGGCGGCCUCGACAUCCUGGUGAACAACGCUGCCGUGUCGUUCAACGAGAUCGACACCAACUCGGUGGAGCACGCCGAGACUGUCCUCAACACCAACUUCUACGGGACCAAGCUGCUGACCGAAGCGCUGUUGCCCCUCUUCCGGCGAUCGCCGGCCACCAGCCGGAUCCUCAACAUCAGCUCGCAACUUGGCCUUCUUAACAAGGUGAGCAACCCGUCGCUGAGGAGGCUGCUCCUGGACGAGGAGACCCUGACGGAGGGCAAGAUCGAGGCCAUGGUGUCGCAGUUCCUGGCGCAGGUCAAGGACGGGACGUGGGGUGAGCACGGGUGGCCCAAGGUGUGGACGGACUACGCCGUCUCCAAGCUGGCCCUCAACGCCUACACGCGCGUCCUGGCGCGGCGGCUGCAGUCCGGCGGCGAGCGCGUGAGCGUCAACUGCUUCUGCCCCGGGUUCACGCGGACCGACAUGACCAAGGGAUGGGGCAAGCGCACCCCGGAGGAGGUGGCCGACUUCGGCGCCCGGCUCGCUCUGCUCCCGCCCGGCGAGCUCCCCACCGGCACCUUCUUCAAGUGGCGCACGCCGCAGCUCUACUCCAAGCUUUGAGGCAGAGGAUCGCACGUUAUCCGAUGUUGUUCGUCUGUACGUCCCGUGCGUGGUCGAUGGUCGCUGGAAUUCUAGGCGUCCUGCUGUGCGUGCGCGCGCGCGCGUAAAUAUGUUCUGUUUCAGUUUAGCCACCGUUGUUGUUAGUUCGCUGCUCCUACGUACCAAGGGUAGCUGAUAAAUCAGUGGUAUUCCACUCA
Molecule: messenger RNA, 1212 nt
Organism: Hordeum vulgare subsp. vulgare (domesticated barley)
Lineage: Eukaryota; Viridiplantae; Streptophyta; Magnoliopsida; Poales; Poaceae
Product: (+)-neomenthol dehydrogenase-like
Exons: 4
Coding region: 137-1015 (292 amino acids)
Cellular component (GO): membrane
Molecular function (GO): oxidoreductase activity, acting on the CH-OH group of donors, NAD or NADP as acceptor
Source: RefSeq, a predicted model, not a curated record